Messenger RNA from Peronospora matthiolae, 747 nucleotides. The record is from the annotation of a GenBank genome assembly. Lineage: Eukaryota; Oomycota; Peronosporomycetes; Peronosporales; Peronosporaceae.
AUGGCGGAGUGCCCCUCGCGCAUCCAAGAAAACACGGAGAGACACCGGCCACAGCGUGCUCAAGACAGCGGCGACCGCUAUCGAUCACAACGUGCAAACGUCGCUCAAGAAGAAGACUCGGGCGACUACCUCUUUUCGAUCGGUGAAACGACAUCUGCGAAAUCGAGCGACAUCUGGCUGGUCGACUCCGGGGCGACGCAGCACAUGACGUGCUCCAAGAAGUUCAUGCGGAACUACAAGGGGUUUGACGCUGUGGAUGUCCAUCUCGCGGAUGAUGGAAUCGUCCAAGCAAUCGGCAGUGGGGACAUUGUCAUGUCGAUGAAGACACCCCAAGGGAUGAAGAAAGGUGUGCUCACAAACGUGUGGCACAUCCCAAAGUUAUCCAGAAACCUGUUCUCGGUCGGCCGCUUCACCAAGGAUGUCGGCCCAGUGACGUUCACGAAGGAUGGGUGCUAUGGAGAAGCGAAAGGGACCAAGUGGAAAAUUGGUGCCCGUGAAGGUAAAGGACUGUUCAAGCUGCAAAUGACUCCAGUGGCGCCGGAACAAGCAAAUGCAGCCAAGUCGUCGGGAUGUCAAGGGGGCACCAAGUCGUACCUCUGGCACCUUCGGCUUGGCCACAUAGGUCACGAUGGACUCAAUUGCAUCGUGACGAAGAACAUUGGAAUUGGCAUCGUGUUGACGGUCAUCGGUUUUCUACCAGUAUUGGUAACCGUGACCGAUCCAAUCCGAACCGCCUGUUCAGCUUAG